UGCCUGCUCCUAAUGUCCUUGGGCACCACCGUCCUUCACGACUCGACAGCGUUGCGAUAGAAAUACACAAUAAAACAAGGAAAGAAAAAACAAAUUAGACAAAGCUGUGAAAAAGACGAAGGAAUCCUGGAUCCCAGAUGCUCCUUUACAAUUAUCCAUGAUUGCUUUCUUCUGUAGUCGUCUGCGAAGCGAGCGCAGGAACGGGUCGAGGGGAUAAGCCAGACUGACAAGGAACUGCUUAACUUUGCAACCUGCUGUUAAAUUGUUGUUGGCUACGAGGUGGAGUGAGAUAAACGACAGCAUUGCGGAGUAUACCUGGUCAUUAAACCGGCUUAUCUCUUAAAAAAAUAUUCUUGCAUGGAUGCAUCAUGGCUACGUUUGUAUGCAGGGUUCAAUUCCUAGAUGAUACCGAUCCAUUCAACAGCACCAAUUUUCCCGAACCUACGAGACCACCUCUCUACACGUUCAGGGAAGAUAUUCCGCUCAUAAACCAGAUUGCCGGAGUCCACAGGCAGCUGAAAGCCCCGCACAAGCUCGAUGACUGUGCCCUACAGCUGUCACACAAUGGGACUUACCUGGAUCUCGAGUCUACGCUGGCAGAGCAGCGGGAUGAACUAGAAGGCUUUCAGGAAGAUGGCGGGAGAGGGAAGAAACACAGCAUUGUCCUGCGUACUCAGUUGUCUGUUAGAGUCCACGCCUGCAUUGAAAAACUGUACAACUCCAAUGGGCGAGAGCUGAGGAGAGCCCUGUUUUCUCUCAAGCAGAUCUUUCAGGAUGAUAAAGACCUUGUCCAUGAGUUUGUGGUGGCAGAAGGGCUGACCUGCUUGAUAAAGGUGGGGGCGGAGGCCGACCAGAACUACCAGAACUACAUCCUCAGAGCCCUGGGACAGAUCAUGCUCUACGUGGACGGGAUGAAUGGGGUCAUAGGUCACAACGAAACCAUCCAAUGGCUUUACACGCUGAUCGGAUCCAAGUUCCGUCUAGUGGUGAAGACGGCCCUGAAGCUGCUGCUGGUGUUUGUGGAGUACACGGAACCCAACGCUGCCCUGCUGAUUGAGGCAGUCAGUGCAGUCGACAUCAAGAGAAACUGUAAGCUGUGGUCGAAUGCCAUGGAAAUUCUGGAUGAGAAGGACGGAGUCGACACAGAGCUGCUGGUGUACGCUAUGACCCUCAUCAACAAGACUCUAGCUGGCCUGCCAGACCAGGACUCCUUCUAUGAUGUGGUGGAUUGUCUGGAGGAGCAGGGCAUCGAGGCCAUUGCCAAGAGACAUUUGAACAGGAAGGGGACUGACCUGGACCUGGUGGAGCAGUUUAACAUCUAUGAGAUGACGCUGAGACAUGAGGACGGUGACGGUGACAGCCAGCCGCCCCCAGCCGGGCGCAAGGACCGGCGGCGCUCCAGCCUUGGGGGCAGCAGCGAGAAACGGGGCCUGGAGAGGAGGCGCAGCAGAAGGCACUCCCUCCAGAGUGCCAGGGGCACCACCUCCGCCCCAGCGUCCCCCAGCAGCCCGCACUGCCAGGGGCCCUCCGGAAACUUCCUGCCUUUCGCUGGACAGAGGAUCGAGGACGUGAGCGAGAGUCUGCGGGGGUUCUCAGGGUCCCAGGGAGACGAGACUUCGGAGGGGGAGAGUGUGUGUGAGGCCAGUUUUGCACCUUGGCCCAUUCAGGCAGACGUGUCUUACUCAAACAGGUCCUACACUCCGUAUUCACCCCAAGCGUCUCGUAGCGCUGCCAGAAAUGGUGGCUUGGGCAGCCCAUACCCUGGCAGGUCCUAUGCCACCCUCAGUGCCCCCUCCACACCCUCUAAUCGCUACGGCACCGCAGCCUGUCCCUCACCAGACUCCAAGACAGACAGGCCCGCUCUGGGCGGCUUGCUGACGUCGUCGUACCGGCAGCAUCAGGAGUCUCUGGCAGCUGAGCGGGAGCGGCGGCGCUUGGAGAGGGAGGAGCGGCUUCUGAGGAUCGAGCGCGAGGAGAGGAACCGCUUCAAUCGGGAUUAUGUGGACAAAAGGGAAGAGGUCAGACAUGCCAGAGAAGAAAGGUACAAAAAUGUGGAGAAGAUAGCCGCAGAGGAGUACGAGAGGGAACGUGUGCGAGUGGCGCCGAGGGGACGCAGCGAACUGACCCUGAGCCUGAGUCCGCAUCCCGCAAGCUCCUCUUCGUCCCGUUGUGCCACUCCGUCGUCGGUGGAGUCCCAGGAGGACGCAACACCGUGCCUUUCCACUGCGCAAGUAAUAGCCAGUGAACCAGAGACUAAGUUAGAUCUCAAGCCCACGACCAGCCCAGAGCCAGCGGUGACAGAACCAGAACCUUCUACAGAACCAGAGGAGGAACAGGGCCCGGAAGACGAAGUGGAAGAAGAGCAGGGAGUAGUUGAGCUCAAGCCCGAACAGGAAGCAGAGGAAGGUGACGGGACUGUCUUUAAAGAGGAGAAAGAAAGGGAGGAGGUAGAAGAGAGGCUUCAGGUGGAAGCAGAGCCGGUGGCUGAAGCGGAGGUGGAGGUGGAGGUGGAGGUAGAGGUGGAGCAAGAGCAGGCACCAGAGCGGGAAGCUGAGGACAGCGCACUCCUGAGCGAAAAGGAGAGACAAAAUGAGGAGGUGAACGAGAAGGACAAUUGCUCCGCCUCAAGCAUCUCCUCAGCCAGCAGCACUUUGGAACGGGAGGAGAGGGAGGAGAAACUCACCAGUGACAAUGAGACAGGCCAAUGGGCACAGUGCAUUAAGGAUGUGGAUGUGAACGAGCAGUGCAGCAAGAUCCUCAAUAGCAAACUGUUCAUGCUGGACAUGCUGUACGCCCAAAACAAGAAGCCCCAGGAGAACGAGGAGGAGGAGGAGGAAGAGGGUGAGAAGGACAAACUGGAGAAAGGGUGUGAGGACAAGGACCCCUCAGUGGCCAGCCUGGCCAGCAGGAUCUCCACGCUAGAGGCCAACCGCCAGGCCUGUGAGGACAACGUGAAGAAGAUGGACGUGGGGAACCUGGACAAUCAGGGCAGCGUCCGGGCCGUUGCGGAGAGGUUCGGGGACCUGGUGAAAGGGCUGGGAUCGCCACAGGACCUGGAGGCCCAGGAGAAGCAGCAGCACCUGCAGGUGGAGAAGGCCGCCCCUGCCUCUUCUCCGCUGCCGCCCAAGAAGGAGUCGGAUUACAUCUGGGACCAGCUGAUGGCCAGCCCCCGUGAGCUCCGCAUCAAAGACAUGGAUUUCACCGACCUGGCCGACGAGGAUGACCUAGACAUCCUGGAUGUGGGCAGCAUGAUGGGAUCAGGAGACUUAACACCCCCGCCACCGCCACCCCCCUGUGUGUCAGCUCUGCCACCUCCCCCACCCCUUUUCGGGUGUCCCCCGCCCCCUCCGGUACCCGGCAUGAUGAUGCCGCCUCCCCCGCCCUUCAUUGCCCCCGCCCCACCCCCGCAACCUCAUAUAGGUUCCCCUCAGCUGAGCAGGGGCGAACCCCCUCUCUUCCAGAAGAAGAAGAAGACCAUUCGGCUGUUUUGGAAUGAGGUACGGCCAGUGGACUGGCAGUACCGGAACCACAAGUGCUGCCAGGAAUCACUGUGGUCCAAACUAGAGCCAAUCAAGGUUGACACGUCCAAACUAGAGCACCUCUUUGAAACCAAGUCCAAGGAGCUCCCAGUCACCAAGAAAACGGCAGCAGAUGGCAAGCGGCAGGAGAUCAUUGUCCUGGACUCAAAGAGGAGCAACGCCAUCAACAUCGGUCUGACCGUACUCCCCCCACCUCGCACAAUCAAGACGGCCAUCCUCAACUUCGAUGAGUACGCGUUAAACAAAGAGGGUAUUGAGAAAAUCCUGACAAUGAUUCCCACAGAGGAGGAGAAGCAAAAGAUCCAAGAGGCCCAGCUGGCCAAUCCAGACGUCCCGCUAGGCAGUGCUGAGCAGUUCCUCCUCACCCUGUCCUCCAUCAGCGAGCUCUCUGCUCGCCUGCAACUCUGGGCCUUCAAGAUGGACUACGAGGUCAUCGAAAAGGAAGUGGCCGAGCCACUGCAGGACCUAAAGGAAGGGAUGGACCAGCUGGAGAAGAACAAAACUCUCCGAUACAUUCUGUCAACACUGCUCACCAUCGGCAACUUCCUCAAUGGGACAAAUGCUAAGGGCUUCGAGCUUAGUUACCUGGAGAAGGUUCCGGAAGUGAAGGAUACAGUGCACAAGCAGUCCCUUCUGCACCACGUCUGCACAAUUGUGGUAGAGAAGUUCCCCGACAGUUCGGACCUCUAUUCUGAGAUCGGGGCUAUCACUCGCUCAGCCAAGGUGGACUUUGACCAGCUGCAGGAGAACCUGUGUCAGAUGGAGCGCCGGUGCAAAGCCUCCUGGGACCACCUGAAGGUCAUAGCCAAGCACGAGAUGAAGCCAGUGCUGAAGCAGAAGAUGUCAGAGUUCCUGAAGGACUGCGCAGAGAGAAUUAUCAUCCUUAAGAUCGUGCACCGCAGGAUAAUUAACAGGUUCCAUGCCUUCCUGCUGUUCCUGGGCCACCCUGUGUACGCGAUACGGGAGGUGAGCAUCCACCGCUUCAGCAAGAUCGUGAGCGAGUUCGCGCUGGAGUACCGCACGACACGCGACCGGGUCCUGCAGCAGAAGCAGAAGAGGGCCAACCACCGGGAGCGCAACAAGACCAGGGGGAAAAUGAUCACGGAUACUGAUGAUGAAGAGGAUGGUGAGAGCGGGAAAUUCGGCAACACCCCCUCAGCAGAACAGGACGGUCAGACUCAAGGCCUUCAGUAUGCAGAGGACGCUGCCGAGCAUGAGCACAUGAAGGCAGUGCUGAAGAGCAGCCUGCAGGGCAGCGACAGCGGAGCUUCCGUCGUCCCUGGGCUCCGCACACGCACAAGAGCAAGUCGGGGUCGCUUUGGCUUGUGGGCAUCAGGGAAUGACGAGUCACCGAACGCCACUGAUGACGCUGCAGAUGAGAUCAUGGAGCGCAUUGUGAAGUCCGCCACACAGGGCCCAAGCCAGCGCACCCAGCCACGCGAGAGGAAGAGGUCGCGCGCCAACCGCAAAUCACUGAGGAGAACACUGAAGAGCGGUCUGACUCCUGAGGAGGCCCAAGCGCUGGGUCUCAUGAGCGGCUCUGAAAUGCAGGUGUGAGGGGGAGACAGGUCCAUCGACGCACAGAGCCACCCGGGAAGCCCCCCCCUCCCUUGUCCCCCCACCCCCUUCUCAAUCUCUCGUCGCCUGAGCCGCACACACUCCAGAAUGCUCCACCCCAUCUUCAUCCAGUCUUUUCACGAUUCUCUGCGUCACUGUGGCCAGUGGUGUCAUUGUCAUUUUUUUCAUCCACUUUGUCCGGGUGUAACACAAACGGAGAGAACAAGGACAGUGAAAGGCCUGUUAAUGCCUGGAGGGGAGGGGUGUAGGUAAGGUUCAGUGGGUCACGAAAGGUAGAAACGAUGCUAGCGAUGUAGGCAGAGAUUUCAUUGUAGCAAUUACAGUGUCCCACUCAGGAUGUGAACCUGGACCAAGAGUCCAGUGCUCUAACCUCUUUAUUAGUUGGUGCCCAAGAGAUGAAUUGGAGAGUGUUUUCAAUGUGUCGCUCCUUAUUGAAUUGGUAUCGUUAAGUUUUCGUUUAAGCUUGGGUGCCAUGUUGCAAGGUGUCCCCGCACCCCUCUAAUGUAUCAGUUCCUGUCAGAGUCACAUGACAGUGACCAUGUGACCCAAACAGGAUUAUGAACACAGCACAACCCUGUGAAUCUCUCAAUGUAAAGGGGUACUACAUGUGCUUUACCAUAGUGAGUAGUGCUCACUGUGGCCUCCAAGUUUUCACUGUUUUACUGAAACUAUUUAAAUGUUGGCAUUGUGUUCUGAGAGAACAGAAUCAUCACCCACCUCUUUUGAAUCUAUUUUGGUUCAUGUAAAAACCAUUUUGUUUAAGUGUUGUGACCAUUUGGGCCUAAAUUCAGAUUGGAACUGCAUUGUCCUGGUAAUGCAUAUCUGUAUGCUAUUUGUGCAAACAGUGUAGUGCUAUAAUACUAUAAAUCAAGUGCUCAGAGUUUGAAUACCCUCGUUAGAUGGAGAUGUGGAAGUUAGAAUAGAGACAGGAAUAUGAAGAACAAGUCAGAUAUGUGCCCUGACCUGACAGACAGACACCUACUGUAAAUUCAGAAUGCACUAGAGAUCUGCAUCUCAUCUGAACUCACCAGCUCAACAAUAGCACAUUUUAAUAUGAUGACAGAGUGGCUGUUUUUAAAGAUUGUUGUAUCUGGUAUACGCACAGAUCACUGUGUUAUGUAAUGCAAACCAUUGCAAAGUAUAAUCAAAGUCUGUCAGAAAUGAGGUGGAUAGGGAGGGUUGGAUGUCUUUAGGAUGUCCUACUGGAAAGCUUUUAAAGGGAUGAAUUUUAACUGAAAGCUGAAGAGACAUUUUGUUUCAGAAGUAAUGCAUAUGAAGGGCAAAACAGAAGGACAAAGGCAAAGCCUUGAUUUUUUUUUUAGAUUUUUUUUAGACUGUAGAUUUAUUUUAUACCCCCUCUCCUCCCCGGGUUGUGUUCUGUGUUGGAAGAGAGUAUUGAAACAGAAAAAGCACAAAUAUAUUUAAAGAUAUAGGUGGGUCAGAUAAAUAUCUCCAUCACAAGGGUUGUGUGUGGUUAAAUGUUGACUCACAGUGCUACACUGCAGAGCAUGAAUGAGAUUAUGAGCAGAUAGGCCAGUGGGAAUGUUAAUCGUACGAAAGCUGCACAGCCACAGCAUUCUAAUCACCUUCAGCAGCAGUGACAGUUGUGUAAACCCCCACCCCCAAAAGGUAGACAGUGAAACAGAAAUCCAACAUGCUGUACCGCCAUGCUUUAAAUUGUAUAUUCAAGAGACUCCAACAGAUGCUUCACAUUACUGUGUCAACCACAUACUGCAUUUGUAAACUGUCUUGACUGCUGGCAAAAUGGCUUAAAAUAGUGUGCAUGUAAGUGUAUCAUCUGCUGUCAGUGGGUCUGUCCCUGUCAUAUUGUGUAAUAACGAUACAGUAUCCUUUUUUUACCUUAAGCUCACAUCCACAUUUCUGACCCCUUUUUUGUUCUUUGCAUUUUGUUUUGUCGUAGACAGUAUGGCUUGGAGUUCAGUCACAUAGUGUCAGGGUUAUAAGACACCAAUACUUUCUGAUUAGAUUUGAGUGCAUAAUGGUGGGUGCCUCCAGCCUUGAGAGUAUGUGUCAUUAAUUGGAUCAUGUGUGACCUGCCAAUCGGGGAUAAGUGUGGGAGGAGCCAGACAAAGCAUUGGGGCAAAACUGGACCACAAUGCAUGACUUGCUCAAGAUUGAUGUCUUUCAUGCUGCAAACAGGAUGUUUGUCCUUCAAACUUACAUGACCUUUGACGUUUCUGUACAGUCACUGACCCAAAUUGAAUGAUAGUGUUGCUGAGCAAGCUGUGUUGGCUGCUAAAGUUUGUGACCUUCAUUUAGCAGUUGUGUCAAAGGUCAAAUCUGUAUUGGGCCCAAAAACAUAGGGACUGGAGGGAAGAGUGUUGGGGAAGAGCCUUUGCUUCUCCCACUGUGUGGAAAAGAUGAAAAAACCCUUGAGUAUUCAAACAAUGUCAGGAGCAUUUAAAAAACUUUUUUUUAUUAGAAACUAAUAAUGAGCUUUGAAGGGCUUUAGAUGACCGAGUGCCUUUCUCUAUUUAUUCAGCCAUGUUCAGGGAGAAAUUGAAGUGGAUGUAAUCUUCUAAUCUUCUAUAAUAUAAGGACUGUCUGAGAGCUGGGCAGCUCCUACAGGUCAAGCUAUCAGUCUCAGAUACAGUCAGAAUAACCAACAGGUCAUUCAACAGCUGUGAGUUUUCUCUUUUUUCUUUUCUAAUGCCACAGAGUUAAAAGUAUUCUGUUUUACAUUGUUUUUCUAGUUGGUCAAGGAACAAAAUCUCAAAGUAGCCUUUAUUGGUUGUUUUUUUCCUGACAAGAAUGGUUUUGCUAAACUUUUUUUGGAAUUAUUUAUCGUGAAGAUUUAUUCACACUCUUGACUGCACAACACUUGAGAUAAACGGAAAAGUCACUUCGCUAAACUCAAAUGGCACUA
This is a messenger RNA of Megalops cyprinoides (Indo-Pacific tarpon), 8004 nucleotides long. RefSeq names its product formin homology 2 domain containing 3b (gene fhod3b). Gene Ontology annotation, biological process: actin filament network formation; cortical actin cytoskeleton organization; sarcomere organization. The transcript is spliced from 28 exons. Gene Ontology annotation, molecular function: actin filament binding. Gene Ontology annotation, cellular component: cytoplasm; cytoskeleton. Bases 369 to 5096 code for a protein of 1575 amino acids. NCBI's taxonomy places the organism in Eukaryota, Metazoa, Chordata, Actinopteri, Elopiformes, Megalopidae. The record is from RefSeq and is a predicted model, not a curated record.